AUGCACUCCGCUUUCAUCGUCCUCGCGGCUCUGGCUGCAGCCGUUUUCGUGGAGGGAACCGAUGUCCAAGUGUUCCAAGCAGGCCCCACGACCCUUCCUCUGCACGCCGUAAAGGCCAGCGUCGUUAAUGCCAAUGCUGUCGCAACCACUCUCGCCAUCAAGUGCGAGGGAAACGUAUGCACCCCCGGUGAUCACUGCGGCCUCUGCAGCCCUUUCACCAUCACCCAGGGCCCGUCCACCUACAGCGUCAGCGCAGUCUACUCAGCCUCUGUGGGUGGAGUCGAGGAAACGCACACUGUAGUACAAGACUGCGACAUCACCUCAUCCACCGAGUUGGCCACGUGCACACUGUCCGCCAAAGUGGAAGUCUCGGCACUUGGAAGAAAGACCGCCACCUCGUCCUCGGCGACGGUUACCUUCCACUCUGACGAUAUUUGGUAUACACCUGUUUUGGUGACCGCUGGCGCGGAGAAGUUGACGGCUUCUCGAGCGACACAGUCAGUGUCAGAAACAACACAGACAGCGUCUACAGCAACGCAGACGGCUGGAAAUAAUGACGCUGUUGCUGUAAAUGCUGCGCCGGGGAAUAUGGGGCUCGGUCAGGUUGCUGUUGUGGUUGUCGCUGCCGCUGCAAUUGGGCUUUGGUAG
Aspergillus fumigatus Af293 is the source of this 648-nucleotide messenger RNA. Its product is annotated as putative GPI anchored cell wall protein. NCBI's taxonomy places the organism in Eukaryota, Fungi, Ascomycota, Eurotiomycetes, Eurotiales, Aspergillaceae. The record is from RefSeq and is a predicted model, not a curated record.